AUGGCGGAUCGGGAACGUCCUGCGAAAACCCCCAUCAGGGUGGGCUUUUAUGACAUUGAAAGGACCAUUGGCAAGGGAAAUUUUGCCGUUGUUAAGUUAGCACGACAUCGAAUAACGAAGACUGAGGUAGCAAUUAAGAUAAUAGAUAAAUCCCAAUUAGAUGCCAGCAAUCUUCAGAAAGUAUACAGAGAAGUUGACAUCAUGAAGAGGCUGGAUCAUCCUCAUAUUAUUAAGCUUUAUCAGGUCAUGGAGACGAAAAACAUGAUCUACAUAGUUUCUGAAUACGCCAGCAAAGGAGAAAUUUUUGAUUAUAUCGCUAGAUAUGGUCGCAUGGCAGAGCAAGCUGCACGAAGGAAAUUCUGGCAAAUCCUUUCCGCUGUGGAGUAUUGCCAUGAAAGGCGGAUUGUCCAUAGAGAUCUCAAGGCUGAAAACCUAUUGCUGGAUGCGAAUAUGAACAUCAAGAUAGCAGAUUUCGGCUUCAGCAAUUACUACGCGGCAGGAGAACUUCUGGCCACGUGGUGUGGUUCUCCUCCAUACGCGGCACCCGAAGUCUUCGAGGGCAAACGGUACACAGGCCCCGAAAUCGACAUAUGGAGCCUGGGAGUGGUGUUAUACGUGCUCGUUUGCGGAGCCCUGCCUUUCGACGGCUCCACCCUUCAGUCGUUAAGGGAUCGAGUGUUAUCUGGCAGAUUUAGGAUACCUUAUUUCAUGAGCGAAGAUUGCGAAUCCCUGAUCCGGAAGAUGUUGGUCCUGGAGCCGAUGAAGAGGUACACGAUAGAGCAGAUCAAGAAGCACCGGUGGAUGUCAGCAGAACCGUACGCUGUGUCAGCCGGGGUCACUGACCCGAUGCGUAGCCCCGCCCAUGCACCCGCCCACCACGAGCCGAACGACCAGGUCUUAAGGCUGAUGCAGAGCUUGGGCAUUGAUCCUGUUAAAACCAAAGAGAGCCUCCGAUCCAAUAGCUAUGACCACCACGCAGCAAUCUACCUCUUGCUUUUGGAAAGGUUAAGAGCACGAGCAGCGAGUGGGGCCAACACUUCGGGUUCCGAGACUCGCACUAGGCCAUCCAGACGGCCUUCUUCUGUUGCUGAUUCAGCUCUGGCCAGGGAAGCUCAAGAAGCACGAAGGGAACAUCACAACCGGUUACUUCAUAGCGGUGAAAGUCAAGCGAGGGAGUUUAGUCGCGCUACACCCACUCUGACCGCUGCUCCGGCCGACUCGUCCUCUGCCGAGACGCAGCGGUUGCUGUCCCUCGCAGGAGUCAACAUGACGGAACAAAGACUGCUCCAGCGAAACUCCGACCCCUCGGACACGCACCGGAGCUUUCUAGUCAGCAACAUAGAUAGCAUCUCUAAGAGUCAUGAGAGCGAAUCGAUGAGGCUCCUCUCGAUGAGAAACAUUGACGUGACACAAUCUAACCAAAGGCUAGGAACUAAGUUGAACGAAGCCACCGUCCCAACUCACAGAUUACUUACUUCAACCUAUGAACAGCAGCAAAAUAUAUUGAAGCAAUCGAGCGAAGAUUGCAGACGACUUCUGCAGCAGUCCACGACUGUUGGACCAGAAACAAAUAAACAUCUGAACGACGGAACGAGACUUCUCACAUCGUCCAGUUUCGAUUCUAAAUGUGCAAUUGAUGGGGGAAGGAGUUCAUCGGCAGCUGACCAUAAUGUCAUUGCGAACUUUCUCCAAAAUUCGGCCUCGGCUACUAAUUUUAAUGUAGAAACUGUAAAACUUCCAAGUUCGACUACGUUCACCAUGUGUUCAGAAGCUGCGAAGCUAAUGAAUACAUUGCAGCAGUCACCUUUACCAUUAAAAGGUACUGUCAAUUUGAGUACUAGCCCUAUACCAACGCAACUUACAGAUACAAAGCUUAGUAGUGUAUUAGAACAACCAAAGCCUUUAGAAUCGACGAGGCUAGUGUCCCAAGCACAACAACAGGAUCUCAGCAGAUUGCAAACAAGCACUCCGCCUUUCAAAGAUUACAUGAACCAUCAUCUUCCAGCAUAUUCUUACUUACAAAAUACAGUCUUGCCACCAAUAUCUAAUACGACUGAAUCAGCAAACUUUGCUAUGAUAUCUGGAACUGGCACAAAUGAGUUAUUUCCGAACUCGACAUUGUAUCGACCAGACAGCAAAUUUUCAUUGAACAGGUAUACCACUGGUCAAACAUACACUCAAAACCUUCAAACUAAUCCACCUGAAGGAACAAAAUUUCAACAACAGUAUUCGUCAUCAACAGAUGAAGGGUGUGAGACUGAUAUGGAAGAUGUGGCGAGUAUUCCUAGUGGAGUCCAAAACAGGUUGAGUUCUUACGCAAGUUCCAGCUCAAGCAGUGGAGUUGUGACUUUUUUUAAUAACAAGAGUCUAAGCCAAAACCUUAGUUGUGAAUCUUCACAAAGCAACUUCUCUACUUUUGAAAGUUUGGAUUACCAAUUGUCUGACUGUUCAAGUGAAUUAGCAAGUAGUCUACCCAGCUGUACGUCUAAUGAAGAUAAAUUAGCUUGUGAAAAUAGUUCCUUAGUAAAUACGAGUCCAAUGCAUCCGUGCGUGUAUAUAUCUUCGUAUAAUAAUAAAAAUUCUGGUACCGGUUUUAUCGCUAGACAUAAUCCAUUGAACUAUCAAUCAGUUAAUAAAAACUGCCCCCGUGCAAUAACAAGGAGUCCUGUCGAUUUUAGAGAGGGACGCAGAGCAAGCGAUGGCUUAGUGGCACAGCAAGUGGCACAAUCAAACGAAACACAAAAGAACAGUUUAGCAUUUAAUAGUCAGCGACUGAACGAAAAUUGCAAAGCGAAAGGCGUGUUAGAACUACAUCUUGUCCAAAAAGAGGCUCAAAAACUCAAAACUCAGUAUCAGGCAUCACUUCCUGCGGAAGAGAUGACGCAAAGACAACUACAGCACAACCAGUUCGCAGCUAGUUUCAGCCCUCAUUAUUUGGACACAAAGACACCGACAGCCAAACGAAUCAGUCUUCCAGAAACGUUCAAUUACUCGAGUACCUCGCCCCCGAUGCCAGCCAGUCCAAAGAUGGUCGCACAGCUUCAAGAGCCGCCGGAACUACCUCAUGCUGCGACCGUGGCGCAAGCAACCAAGCCCCCUCUACAACAGCAAUUGAUGCAACACAGACUAUACCAACAGAAACGCCAGCUACUCCAGAAACAGAUGACUCCACCCAACGUGCCAACUCACGACCUGGGACCUCUGCAUAACUUACAAGUCGGCCUUAGCAGACGGCAAAUGCUGCGGCAACAGAGCUACAAAAUAGCACAGCAGCAACAGAUAAUGCCACCCCUGCCGCUGACGGAGACGGAAAACAGGGACCUGCUCGCAUUCCAAGCAAUAGUAGAGGGGCCGAACCGCACGGGGAAGCUGAAGCCGGAGGAGGGGCAGGAGGACGUGACUAAAUUCACGUAUCAGGGGUCGAUGGAGAUCAGCAUCAUGAACAAGGAUAGGCUUGGGAGUGAGAACUGGAGCAACUUGCCGUCGAGCCUGCAGAGCGCGUGCCAGAUCUCGGAGCUGGGUAGGCGGGAGACGCGGGGCGAGGGGCGAGAGGUGGAGGGCGAGGCAGGUGCGAGUGACGCGCCGCCGCCGCCGUGGCCGGCGCACUGGAGCGCCGCGCUGUUCCCGCCGCAGCCCUGCUUCCAGCAAAACUGGCAGGGUCACAGUCUGCCACCUACUACCAACAUGCUGCCGCUGAGCGAGAGCCCGAUCCUGGAGUUGACUGAGCAGAUGGAGUCUAUUUGA
This is a messenger RNA of Chilo suppressalis (striped riceborer), 3744 nucleotides long. The record is from the annotation of a GenBank genome assembly. Lineage: Eukaryota; Metazoa; Arthropoda; Insecta; Lepidoptera; Crambidae.